AUGUCCGACCCUAAAACCGAGACCGAAGGUGGUCUUCAAAUGAACGGUGAUCUCAUCGAAUCCAACUGGAACCAAGUUGUCGACAACUUCGACAACAUGGACCUCAAAGGUGACCUCCUCCGAGGUGUCUACGCCUACGGUUUCGAGAGACCUUCCGCCAUUCAACAAAGAGCUAUCAUGCCUAUCAUCACUGGCCGAGACUGUAUCGCUCAAGCUCAAUCAGGUACCGGUAAAACCGCUACUUUCUCCAUCUCCAUUCUUCAACGAAUUGACACCACCGUCAAGAAGACUCAAGCUUUGAUCCUUGCUCCUACUCGAGAACUCGCCCAACAGAUCCAAAAGGUCGUUAUCGCUCUCGGUGAUUACCUCAACGUAGACUGUCACGCCUGUGUUGGUGGUACCGCCGUUCGAGAAGAUAUGGCCAAGCUCGCCGAAGGACCUCACGUCGUUGUCGGUACCCCCGGUCGAGUCUUCGACAUGAUCAACCGAGGUGCCCUCAAAUCAGAUGCCGUCAAGAUGUUCUGUCUCGAUGAAGCCGAUGAAAUGCUUUCUACCGGAUUCAAAGACUCCAUCUACGACAUCUUCCAACUUCUCCCUGCUGAGACUCAAGUCGUCCUCCUUUCCGCUACCAUGCCCCCUGAAGUUCUCGAUGUCACCAAGAAAUUCAUGAGAGACCCUAUCAGAAUCUUGGUAAAGAAGGAUGAACUUACCCUCGAAGGUAUUAGACAAUUCUACAUUGCCGUCGAGAAGGAAGAAUGGAAACUCGACACCCUCUGUGAUCUUUACGAAACCGUCACCAUCACCCAAGCCGUUAUCUUCUGUUCUACUCGAAGAAAGGUCGACUGGUUGACUCAAAAACUCCACGAGAGAGAAUUCACCGUAUCUGCCAUGCACGGUGAUAUGGACCAAGCUCAACGAGAGGUCAUCAUGAAAGAAUUCAGAUCAGGUUCCUCCCGGGUCUUGAUCGCCACUGACUUGCUCGCUCGAGGUAUCGAUGUCCAACAAGUUUCUUUGGUCAUCAACUACGAUCUCCCAGCUUCCAAAGAAAACUAUAUCCACAGAAUCGGUAGAGGUGGUCGAUUCGGUAGAAAAGGUGUGGCCAUCAACUUUGUCACUCAAGAUGACGUCAAGAUGCUCAGAGAAAUUGAAACUUACUACAACACUCAAGUUGAUGAGAUGCCUCUCAACGUAGCUGAUCUUAUUUAA
Molecule: messenger RNA, 1206 nt
Organism: Kwoniella botswanensis
Lineage: Eukaryota; Fungi; Basidiomycota; Tremellomycetes; Tremellales; Cryptococcaceae
Product: ATP-dependent RNA helicase eIF4A
Exons: 6
Coding region: 1-1206 (401 amino acids)
Molecular function (GO): RNA helicase activity; ATP binding; RNA binding
Source: RefSeq, a predicted model, not a curated record